Molecule: messenger RNA, 3931 nt
Organism: Stegastes partitus (bicolor damselfish)
Lineage: Eukaryota; Metazoa; Chordata; Actinopteri; Pomacentridae
Product: dedicator of cytokinesis protein 4-like
Exons: 3
Coding region: 1375-1875 (166 amino acids)
Source: RefSeq, a predicted model, not a curated record
CAAAAAAGAGCCUAUAAUGAAUUAGGGCACACGACUGUUUGCAUACUCAUUUUUCAAUUCUACAUCAAAUAAAACAACUUAAACUGAUCAAAAAUUUUACAACUACACACUCAGUUAGAUAAUAGACCCAAAAAUGUCAGGACCAGCGUCACUAGCGAUCAAUACAGAGCUUGUUGAAAGAAUGUACUUGAGGAAAUACUGCCAGUAAUUUAAAAGAAAACAUUUUUCAGAAUACUUGGAGGACAUAAAAAGUAAAUAUACUGAAAAAAAAAUUAGAUUAAAAGUUCAUUAGGCUGAAAUAUCUUUAAUUUUAGCUGAAUAAAAGAACAAUAAAAUGAACAGUAAUUAAAAUUUUGUGCAUCACUUGUCAAAUUAAAUCAGGAAAAAGACAGAAAUGGCUUAUUUUUGUUAUGAAAACACCAAGAGCCGCUGUGCUGCUCUCUCCUGAGCUACUUAUGUGAGCCUUCGUGCCAAACACUGCUCAGAUUUUCUGCCACAUUUUGUGGUCCAAAUUGAACAAAAAGGAACUUUGACCCACAACAAGCUGACAACACACACACACACACACACACACACACACACACACACACACACUCACACACACACAAUGCCACUGGAGGUGCAGUGUGGCAGGUCCCUGAGUUGCUUUCUCCUCCUGGUCCGACUGUGGAUAAAGAAAAUUGCAGGAAAAUAUCAGAACAGAACAAGACAGCCGACUAAAAAUGUGAUUUUAAACUGGUCUUGUAGAAUUUCGUUUUCUAAAAACUUGGCUCUGCAAAGUUAAUAUUGUGACAUUAAAAAAAAAAGCAUCUUUAAGUAUAAUUUUGCAAUUUAAAAAUGUGCCUCAUCAGUUUGGGAGUGUUUUAAUCUGAUUUGACUGACAGCGAGCAACAAACAACCAAGCAAAUAUCAUCAGUUUCUGACAACUCAUAUCGUAUUAUUUUUUUAAUUUAGUUGUGCUCAUUUCAAUUCUUGGCAGAACAACACUCAUAAAAAACAAAUGUAAACACAGAUAUAUGUCAUUUAUAAUAAGUGUUCCAGCAGAAAGGGCUCACGUUGCAUCCCAUCACAAGGAGCCGAAUGAAAAAACGAAGCUUUAAGGGUCUUUGACAGUCACAUGCUCGCACUCAAUAUGUCGUCUGUCGUCCUGCCAUCCAUUUAAAGUGUGUUCUCAUGUUGUUCUUUGUGAAUCCCGUGACCUGACAUGUGCCUUGUGAUGUUUCUGUGUGCUGUGAAGUGAGACCCACUCCCAGUAGUUGGAGCCUAGACAGUGUCAAAGAGGGCGCGCCAUCCUUCUCUGACUCUGUCGGCAAAUUGCUAUGCCCUCCCGUCCCUCCUAGGCCGCCGUACUCAGCAGGCUCCUCGGCUAAAAACAUGAGGUCGCAGUCUCCGGUCCCCACGUCCAGAUCACCACAAAAGACCACUGUGCCACCUUUCACCCCCUCACCCACCGAGUGCCAGUCUGCCAGCCUGGUCUCCAACUCCCCCGUCCUGUCCGGCAGCUACAGCAGCGGCAUCUCCUCCCUCAGUCGCUGCAGCGUGUCGGAAGCUUCGGGCACCGAGCUGCCCACGGGCGACCACCCGCCCCACACGCUGCCUCCGCCCAGCACCCUGCCCAACUCCGUCUCCAGCAGCUCGGACGAGCCGAUCCGCAGGGAGAACAAGACGCCGCCCCCCUACAGCGUCUACGAGAGGAACAACCCCCGCAGGCCCGUGCCGCUGCCCCACAGCCUCUCCAUCCCCCCGCAGACGGACCCGCCGGCCCUGCCGCCCAAGCCUCACCAGCUCCGCACAGGCAGCAUGAAGCUGGACGGAACCGCCGACCCUCGAGUCCCCAGACCCAGGCCUCUGCCCAGGAAGGUGUCCCAGCUAUAGGUGCUGGCUACUUGCGGAAGGAGGCGGAGGAAAAAAAAAAACAAAAAACACACACACACACUGGCGUAUUUUGCACUUUUCUACUCGGCACUCACUUUUUUUGUGAUCAUCAGUUCAGCAUUCCUGACCUACGCUCCGAUAAAAGCCUAUAGACUUAACAGGCAGUCAAAACAAAACUGAAAAGAAAAAGAGAGUUUGUUUUUGUAUUUACUAGAGGGCAUUGCAUUGACUUUGACUUGGUCAUUCCGCACUUUUAGCUCUAGUACAUACAAUAGGUCACCACGGUCAGUCGUAACAUAUGUUUACCAGAACACUCUAGAAAAACACAGUUUUGAUAGAUGUAAUAAUCUCAAAUAUAUGUAUAUUGGUAUAUAUGAGAAUUGUUUUUGCCUUAAGUAUUGGAAACAGAGUCUUUUAUCUGUGAGUCUUGCACGUUUUUUUUUUGUUUUGUUUUGUUUUGUUUUUUUAACAACUCAGUAUAUUUGUAUACUGUAUGGCUAAAAAAGGUGCUAGAGGCCUCGAGUAUGCAUUUCAGUGAAGUGUAGUAGACAAGGGUGUGUUCCCAUAGUGUUUUCCACGCAAGCAAUGGUACGACAAAGUCAAACUUUUACCUUAUACUAACAAAAAUGUGGGAUAUUUAAAUUAAAAGUUGCUCUGAUGCUCGUAUUUUUUUGCCACAUUUUACAAUUCUGACCAUAUUUGGUCAUUUUUAUGCAGUGAUAUAACAAAUUUGGUAAACUUUAACACAGUAAUAACAGCAAUUUUGAGGCCUGUUUAACUUCACAUGUAAAUGUGACAGCUGGAGAGCUUUUCAGUGGUAAAUUACCGCCUUUACAAACCACUCCACUGCCCUUCUUUCUCUAAAAUCAGCCACUUACUUAUGAAAUCAUGGACCAAAAACACGGGCAAAGGCAGGUGGAAUUUGACAGGAGCCAUUGCCGUUUAUGCGAACACACCCUAUUCCUCCUGCAUGAUGUACAUGACACCAGAUUUUUGGGGGUGGGUUAGCAAAGUAUUGUGCCAAAGGAAACUGAACAGUGUCCUGUAAAGUUGUUUUCUUUUUAUUAUUAUAAUUUCAUUUUUUCCUUUAAACUGGGACCUGGAAUCAAGAAACGUGGAAAUGCUCAGUUGAAAAGACAUUUUUUAAGAAAGAGUUUUUAAAGUGACUUUACCCAAAAAAAAAAAAAUUCUAAUCUCUAAUCUACUGAUCAGACAAGCACAAACACGAUUCGCUCAUCGGCGUUAUGACCAGAACUGUUAUGAUGAACUCUUUAUUUGACAAAACAGUAAUUGGAACAGAGUUUCACUGUCAGCAGUGACCUUAAAACGCAUGAGGACUUAUAUUCUGCGGGAGAAAUAUUUACAAACUAAUCAUUGUCAAAUAUUUGUACAGUCGAGAUUUACUUUCUGUUUGAUUAAAAAAGAUGGACGUGAGUUGACUGCACUAUAAACAGUUGCUCGGCUCGGCCACGUCUUGUUGUAUUGCUGCAGUGAAGUAAAUGUUCUGUGGCAGGCAGAUUUCACACUGUUUUGUAAAAUAGAGGAUUUUCUUUUCGGGCAUAAAAUAUCCAUCGAUGAAAUUCUGUGCAACACUUUUUUUUGUUUGGUUUUUUUUUGGUGGGAAGGUGGGGGUGGGUAGCUUUAGUAUUGUUUGUAUGUUUCAUUUUUUGUAUGGUUAAUUUACUUUUUGAUUUGUUGUGAAUUUUUGAGAUUAAAUAUUCACAUUAAUCAGUACUUGAGAACCUGUAAAUUAUAUGAUGAGAUUAAUGUAAGUAUGCCAAAUAUAAAAAAUUUGUGUAUUACAAUUAAUGUAAAUAUUGUGUUUUUAACAAAAAUGUAGCUAUAACAAUUUACAGCUUUGAAUGUAAUGUUGAAGCAGCAAAUUAUUAUUAUAAAUGUUCAAACUUUUAUGGUUUUGUGAGUGUAGAAAAACUAAAGUCAUGCAUAAUGACUCCUAACUCAUUUACAAGUUCAAUAAACUGCCCUAUGUAAUACAGAUGGAGUGACCGACACAUUUCUGGAGCAUGAAAUUGCGAUUAAAUUACCUGAAAUCGAA